This is a messenger RNA of Neltuma alba, 805 nucleotides long. RefSeq names its product gamma-glutamyl hydrolase 2-like. Gene Ontology annotation, molecular function: gamma-glutamyl-peptidase activity. The record is from RefSeq and is a predicted model, not a curated record. Lineage: Eukaryota; Viridiplantae; Streptophyta; Magnoliopsida; Fabales; Fabaceae. The transcript is spliced from 6 exons. Gene Ontology annotation, biological process: tetrahydrofolylpolyglutamate metabolic process. Bases 1 to 435 code for a protein of 144 amino acids. Gene Ontology annotation, cellular component: vacuole.
AUGGCCAACGACGUCGUACGGAGCAGCCUCUCCUCCUCCACCGCCACCUUCCGGAACUACAGAUAUGGCCUAUCCCCGCAAAGGCUUCUGGGUAACGAAAAAUUAUCUAGUUUUUUUGACGUCUUGACAACUUCCACAGAUGAAUACGAUCAGGUUUAUGUAUCCACAGUGCGCUCACGGAACUACCCUGUCACUGGCUUCCAAUGGCACCCAGAGAAAAAUGCCUUUGAAUGGGCCGAACGUCAAAAGAUCCCCCACACAGAAGAUGCCAUUCUAGUGACUCAACAUGCUGCAAACUUUUUGGUCAGUGAAGGUAGGAAAUCGUCGACCAGACCAGAUGAACAAGAAGUGCGGGACAAUCUCAUUUACAAUCACAAACCUACUUAUGGCGGGAAAGCAGGGAAAGGAUACGAUGAAGUUUAUAUCUUCGCAUAAUCAUUUCCACAAUCAACACGUAUCUGUGUGUGUGAAUGUGUCGUCGUGGCUACAAAUAAAUAUCACAAUCGCUACUCUACAAUAACGUUGUAAUAUUAACGGGCCCCCCGUUAUCAAUCAGGUUAUAUAUGACGCUCCUCCUUCAUGUAGUUUCAGCCUUAGCUGAAUCUCUAGUACGAGAAGCUGUGUCUUGCAAUCUUAGUGAGUGGUUAAGGGUGGCUCGUCGAUUCGAGAGGAACAGAUAUUAAUGUGUUUUUUCAAACGAGUCUUAUUAUUGUACUACGGUAAUCCUAUCAACAUGUGUUGCUGAUGAAUUAUUAUUCUGUUCCUGGUAUGAUCCUACUAUAUAUCUGCAACAUUAUUCACAGCA